AUGGCGAGAGGAACAGCGCUGCUGGGAGCAUCGGCAGCUCUUGCCGCGGGGUAUCUGCUUGCGAGGCGCCUGCACCCCAACUACAGCCUGAACAAGCUGCUGAACGGCAACCUGAGGCUGUUCGGGGGCAGUGAUCGGCUCCUCCUCCGCACCCUGGCCUCCUCGUCCGACAGGCGAUACCUACUGCAGCACUGGCCCCGUCCAGGGACCAAGGACGCCGCCAAGCGCGACCUGGUGGCGGCGGCUGCGGGUGCGCAAGGCGAUGCUCCUGGCAGCCUGGAGCCCCUGCGCCAGGCGGUGCUCACCGCCCCCGUGGCCGAGCGCCGACCCCACCGCCUGGUGGCACACGGCGACGUGAGGGUGGACGACUACUACUGGCUGCGGGACGACGAUCGCAGCGACCCCAGAGUCCUGGCGCACCUCCAGGCGAGGCGUGCGCCGCGGGGGACGGGGGCGGAGACGGAGUACACCAAGGCGAUGCUGGCCGAUACGGAGGCGCUGCAGGAGGCGCUGACCGCCGAGAUGAGGGGCAGGAUCCAGGAGGCGGACGAGGGCGUGCCCACCAGGCCAACGGAUGCCCUGGACCCCAGCCAGCCGGAGGAGGUCCUGCUGGACGAGAAUGCCGAGGCCCGGGCGCACGCUUUCUACAUGGUUGGCGGCUUCGAGGUGUCCCCCAACCACGAGCUCCUGGCCUACGCCGUGGAUACCGUGGGCGGCGAGAAGUUCACGCUGCAUGUCAAGGACCUGAAGACGGGGCGGGAGCUGCUCACUGAGCCAGUGCAGGACACCGCCGGUAACUUUGUGUGGGCCAACGACAACGCCACGCUCUUCUACGUGACCAAGGACGCCCUGGACCGCCCAUACAAGGUUUGGCGCCACAGAGUGGGCACCCCCGCCGCCCUCGACGCCUGCGUGUUCCACGAGGCGGACGAGGCAUUCUAUGUGGGCGUGGGGCGCACGCGCGACGACCGCCACCUCCUCAUCUCCGCCGGCUCGGCGGUGACCAGCGACGUGCGCAUGCUCCCCGCCGACGACCCCACCGCCGACUGGCGCGCGGUGCUGCCGCGCGCGCACGAGACCGAGUACUCGGUCACCACGCGCGGCGGCGCGCUGUUCGUCACCCUGCGCGACGCCGCGCGGCCCAACUCGGAGGUGCUGGUCGCGCCCCUGGCCGACCCCGCUGCCCUUGCCGUGUUGGUCCCCCACCGCGACGACGUCAAGCUGGAGGGCAUCAGCCUGUCGGCGGGGCACCUGGUGUCCUUUGAGCGGCGGGAGGGCCUCCAGCAGGCCGUGGUGUAUCGCCUGCCGGAGGGCCUGGCGCCGCCCACGGCCGAGACCCUGGGGGCAGGCGAGCCCGUGACCCUGGACGAGCCGGCCUACGAGCUUGGGCCAGGGUCCCAGGGCGACUUCGACUCCCCCCUCCUCCGCCUGGUGUACAGCUCGCUCAAGACCCCCGCCACCACCAUGGACGUCAACCUGAAGACGGGGGCACGGGCAAUAAAGAAAGUGCAGCCUGUGCUGGGCGGCUUCGACCCCGCCCGCUACACGACCGAACGCCUGUGGGCCGCCGCGCCCGACGGCGUUCGCGUGCCCAUCUCCCUGGUCUACCGCGCCGACCUGGCGCGCCGCGACGGCUCCGACCCCUUCCUGCUGGACGGCUACGGCGCGUACGAGGUUUGCAACGACCCCGACUUCCGGUCGACGAGGCUGUCGCUGCUGGAUCGCGGUGUGGGCUUCGCCAUCGCGCACGUGCGAGGCGGCGGCGAGAUGGGGCGGCGCUGGUACGAGGCCGGCAAGUACCUGGCCAAGCGCAACACCUUCGGCGACUUCAUCGCCUGCGCGGAGCACCUCGUGUCCGCAGGGUACACCCGCGCCGACCGCCUCUGCAUCGAGGGGCGGUCCGCGGGCGGGCUGACCAUGGGCGCCGUGCUCAACGCGCGCCCAGACCUCUUCCACGCCGCCAUCCUGGGCGUGCCCUUCGUGGACUGCCUGACCACCAUGCUGGACGCCUCCAUCCCCCUCACCGUCAUCGAGCGGGAGGAGUGGGGCGACCCGCGGGAACCGGCCUACUACGACUACAUGAAGUCCUACAGCCCAGCGGACAACGUGGCCGCCGCCGACUAUCCGCACAUCCUGGUCACCGCAGGGCUGCACGAUCCCCGCGUCGGCUACUGGGAGCCGGCCAAGUUUGUGGCCGCGCUGCGCGCGGCGCGCACCAACCCACGCAAGCUCCUGCUGUUCAAGUGCGACAUGGGGGCGGGGCACUUCAGCCAGUCGGGGCGGUUUGACCGCCUGAGGGAGCGCGCGGUGGAGAUCGCGUUUUUGCUGAAGGCCUGCGGCCUCCUGGACGCCCGCAUUUGA
Molecule: messenger RNA, 2361 nt
Organism: Auxenochlorella protothecoides
Lineage: Eukaryota; Viridiplantae; Chlorophyta; Trebouxiophyceae; Chlorellales; Chlorellaceae
Product: Protease 2
Exons: 8
Coding region: 1-2361 (786 amino acids)
Biological process (GO): proteolysis
Molecular function (GO): serine-type endopeptidase activity
Source: RefSeq, a predicted model, not a curated record